AUGGCGCGCAACACCCGCGCCGCUGCGCGCGCCCAGCAAGCCGCUGAAGAGAUCGCAGACCACGACGAGAACAACGCCGCCGUCGAUGAGUCGUCCGAGCGUCCCGAAACCCCGGCCGCCAUUGAGGAUGCGCCCCGCGAGCCGCUGAGCCCGGCCGCCGUGAACAAGAGCGCGCCUGCGCCUGAGGCUGAGGAAGACGAGGCUGAGGACAAACCGAGAACGAGAGCAACGAGAGGCGGGCGCAAGAAGAAAGCCCAGGGUGAGCCCGCGCCCGAACCCGAGGCUGAAGCUGUGCCUGAAGCAGAGGUUCAGGCGGGCCUGUCAGGAGAAGAGGAAAUUGCCCCCACGCCGGCGCCAAAGAGGACGCGGUCCACGAGGAGUCGCAAGGCAAAGGCUCAAGAGCCCGAGCUCGAAACCGAGCCUGCGCAUGAAGCUGAGCAAAGCCAGGCUGAGGAAGACAACUUGCCCGCCCCCAAGCCGACACCAGCGCCGAAGAGGACUAGGUCAACAAGAGGGAGGAAGGCGAAGGCUCCGGCACCCGAACCGGAACCGCAGACGGAGGAAGAUUUCAAAGCCCAAGGCGAGGAGCCCGUUGAGCCCGAGGCUGUUGAGGCUGCCCCGGUAGAGGAAUCAAAGCCGACUCCUGCGCCAAAGAGGACGAGAUCCACGAGAUCCAAAAAGGCAAAGGCGCCGGAAUUGGAGCCGGAAAUCGCCAAUGAGCCUGACACCCUUGAGGAGUCUGUGUCGCAGCCUGAUCCCACCAAGGAAACUCCACAUGGAGCACUUGUCCAAGAAGAGGAUGCACCGGCUGUUCAAAAGAAAGGAAAAGCCACCACGACUACGGAAGCAACCAGCAAUCACGCGGAAGAAGAGCCCACCGAGGAGGCUCAUGGGGAAGUCCUUCAGUCUGGGUAUUUGCAGAACGAGCAAGGCAUAGCAGAGGCUGCCGAUUUGGAAGUCUAUCCACCUUUGUCAGACGCUCGAGUGGAGGAGAUUAAGGCUUCCGAGGAAGUAGGGCGAGAGCCUCAGUCCGAGGAAGCCGACUCCUCUGAGGAAGAAGUUCCAGAACCUCGAGUCGAGGAAAGUAGAGUUCAAGCGGAAGAAGUCCCAAAGCCGCGAGCCGAGGAGGUGCCUGCCCCUAUGGAAGAAAAUCAAGCACCUGACCAAGAGCUUGAGGAGAGUGCUGCUGAACCUGAAGCAGAGCAGUCUCUCAUCACCGCCGAGCCGGUCGAAUCUCUUCCCACUGAACCAAUCGAGUCGCAGUCCACUGGACCAGCCGAAUCUGUGGCACCUGAAGACGAAACCACUGAGGCUAUGGAGGCUGCAAUUACCCAGGCUACCGAAUCCGCGCCGGCAGUGGAAACCACAUUGGAAAUCGAGACGCCAUCUUCCCCUGAACUUGAUCCUGUGGAGCAACAGAUCCUGGACGAAAUCUCUAUGAGUCCUGCCAAGAAGAGGCACAUAGAGGAAGCAUCGAAAGCCAAAUCAACGGAAGCAGCGACUCCUGAUGCUCCGGUGGAUCUCCCACCAUUGAAGCAUGAGGACUCAUUCGAGGAAAUGGAUGCGCUUGAGGACGCUCUCGAGGAGGUUGGGAAGUCAUUGAGCGCCGCUGAGACUCCGGCUAUGGACGACUCUAACAAGACAAAGCCUGCGCCCAAGAAGAACGUUGCUUCUACUAAUGCAAAGCCUAAGGCUGCUCCUCGGCCGUCCACAACUAUGAAGCCUGUUCCUAAAAGAGCAUCUACGGCCCCAUCUACGAAGCCUCCUACCAAGCCUGCCACGAAGUCUGCUGCACCUAAUCCCAAGCCUACCGCGAGAUCUGCCACGGCACCAGUGCCUACUGCUAGGCCUUCACACGUUCGUUCAGCGAGUACUCGGGCCGCGCCGACCAAGGAAGAAGGCUCCACAGGUAACAAACAGCGGUCUGCGGGCCAGGUCGUUGAUUAUCUUGCGAUGAAGCGCCGCCCAGUGUCUGUGUCUUUCCCUACUCCGCCACCUCCUCCCAAAUCGACGAAACAGCCGACCACGUCGACAUUCCAGUUGCCUGGAGAAGCAAUCGCUGCUAAGUUGAAGGCUCAGAAAGAGGAGCGGUUGAGGCGUGAAGCGGAGAAAGCUGCCAAUGGUGAGCAAAGCAAGGCACAGGAUGAGAAGGAGGCGGCGGAGAAGAAGAAGCGGGAGUUCAAGGCCCGUCCGCUUCCAAGCUUCAUCAGGAAACCUGGGGCGUCGGCACAAGUUCGUCAGACAGCCGCAAGCCGUGCCCGCGAAGGCUUGAUGCAUGGUGGCGCGGACGCGCAAGAUGGCACUCUCAAGCGUGGCAGCAUCAUCCGCGCGGAGCCCGACGCUGGCGGUAAACGCCAGAGCACUGUUGAUGCAAAGCACAGCCGUACCCUUCCUGCCCGUCCUGCUCCUGCACAGCGCUCAUCCAGUGCUUCCAGCUCGGCGGUUGGGGCUCAACAGCGUGCCACGUCGUCGCAGUCUUCUGUUGGCUCGUCCGUCUCGUCAACAACAGCCGCUGCGCUGAACGCUGCCGCCAACACCUCGACCACUACGGCUAAGCCUCGUGUUCCGUCAGCAGCUUCCUCACAAGGCCCGCACCCACCGUCUUCGAAUUUCUCUUUCCGGUCUGGCCCUGUCACCAAGUCCGAGGUCACGACUGCAGACAAGCAGGCGCUGAAGCAGAAGGCCAAGGCCAUCUUCAACAGAGACAAGGUAGAGAAAGAACGCCUGGAACAAGAGAAGCGUGAGAAGGAGGAAGCGGCUAAGCAGGCGCGCGCGGCAGCAGCGGAAAGGGGAAGGCUGGCAAGCCGAGAGUGGGCGGAGAAGAUGAUGAAGAAGAAAAUGGAAGCAAAGGCGGCUGCUCCCAAGCCUGCGGCGGCUUGA
Molecule: messenger RNA, 2880 nt
Organism: Diplodia corticola
Lineage: Eukaryota; Fungi; Ascomycota; Dothideomycetes; Botryosphaeriales; Botryosphaeriaceae
Product: diacylglycerol kinase kappa
Exons: 1
Coding region: 1-2880 (959 amino acids)
Source: RefSeq, a predicted model, not a curated record